This is a messenger RNA of Salvia splendens (bonfire salvia), 725 nucleotides long. Its product is annotated as CEN-like protein 1. Lineage: Eukaryota; Viridiplantae; Streptophyta; Magnoliopsida; Lamiales; Lamiaceae. The transcript is spliced from 4 exons. The record is from RefSeq and is a predicted model, not a curated record. Gene Ontology annotation, biological process: vegetative to reproductive phase transition of meristem; flower development. The coding region runs from base 39 to 560 and encodes 173 amino acids.
AAGCUUAUAUAGCAGCAUUCUGAGUGAGUUCUUGCACAAUGUCGAGGAUGCUAGAUUCGCUGUCCGUAGGCCGGGUUGUGGGGGAAGUUGUGGACAGCUUCGUACCGUGUGUGAAGCUGGUUGUGACAUACAACAGCAACAAGCAAGUCUGCAAUGGCCAUGAGCUCAUGCCCUCUGUCAUUGUGUCGAAACCACGGGUUGAUAUUGGUGGAGAAGACAUGAGGGCUGCUUACACUCUUGUCAUGACUGAUCCUGAUGUUCCUGGCCCUAGUGAUCCAUACAUGAGGGAGCAUCUCCACUGGAUAGUUACAGACAUCCCAGGCACCACUGAUGCGUCUUUUGGAAGGGAGAUUUUGGGCUAUGAGGUUCCGAAGCCGGUGAUUGGCAUCCAUCGUUACGUGUUCCUGUUGUUCAAGCAGAGAUGCAGACAGACCGUGAGGCCACCGGCUUCGAGAGAUUACUUCAACACAAGGGGAUUUGCAGAAGAGAAUGGCUUGGGGCUGCCAGUUGCUGCUGUCUAUUUCAAUGCACAAAGAGAGACUGCCUGCAGAAGAAGAUGAACCUAAAUCAACCAACCAAUAAAACAACAUGGAUCAAUAAUUGUAAAGGUUUGUUAUUUUCUAUGCAUACAAAAAAAAUAAAACCCUUUUGACAAGGUUUUGGGAACUAUUAAUUGGUCCCCGCCAACUUCUUUGAUGUGUUUUAAGGUUUCUGGUGAUCUUGUA